AUGGAUUUUAGAUUGAGAUCAAAGGCUAUAUGUGCAAUUGAGGACGCUCUCAAAUCGUCAGAUAAUCUAGCAAGAGUUCAGCCAUAUUUAGACUCAUUAUUAAGGACUCUUUUAACAUCAGAAAGACAUCCGGAUGUUUUAGAAGAUCAAAGAAGAGUAUUGUCUAAUUUAAUAUCAAGGUUACCCCUCGAAAACCUUGAAGAUCGUGUAACACAAAUUGUCACAGGUUUAUGCCGCUUAGGUGGUGCUGGAUCAAAUUUAGUGGCAAAGACUUUAAUGCAACGUCUUCCAACUGCAGCAAUUGUAUUGAAAUUACUAUCAGAUGAAUUUUUACAUGCAAGAAGUUCAAAGUUUAGAGAAAAUUCCCUUCAAAUGGUUAUAUUUGCACUUGUGACAUUUCCUAGUACAUACUUUGACAUUAACAAUUGCGUUGAGCGUACUACGAAAGCAGCCUUAGAUCGCAAGAAACGUGUAAGACAAGCGGCAUUGGAUGUCCUUGCUGUUUUAGGACAAAUAAGUUCACCACGUACUGUGAUUAAUGUCGUGUCUCAGGUAGCUGACAGUAGAGUUGAUGGAUUGCCUUUACUAGCGGCAGUUAAAGCAAGAUUGGCUAGAAAACAAUUACCAUUAAUAAGUGCAGAUGGAGAUGUGGUAUAUGCAUUAAGGAUUCCAUCAGCAACAAAUACUGGUGGCACAAUUAUGUUUGGUUCAGACGUUGAAUGGAUUUGUAGUGGUUCUGGAUCAGUUUCUCCUACAUCGGUAAAAAACCGAUCCAUCAAAUUACAAUCGAAUGGACUUCAUGGUCAUCAGGAACUAUUGGGGAGAGGAGGAUUUGAAGAUCGAAGGAUUGUUGAUGGUUUAAAUCGAUAUGCAGUUGGAGGAGCAAAUAAUUCUACAAAAUCCAGUCCAUGGUCAAGAAUUCCUGUUCGAGGAGGUGGAUCUAGCUCUGACGACGACCAUGGUUAUGUAGCAGGAACUGCUUUUCAAGGCAUUCAAAAACCUCUUGAAUCUACAGGUCGUUUUCAUGGUAAACUACAUUCAAGGUCAUUUCCAGAGCUUUCUGAAAAACAGCCAAUUCGUCAGUUGUCAGAUAAUGCUCAGCCUACAGUUACUGUCAAAAUGGGACAAAACAAUAAACAACCAGUUGCUUCUACCAAACUUCCAAAUGUGGAAACAAGUUCUAGAAGUACUACAAACAACAACAAAAACCCUUACAGUUUUGCACCUAAUUUUAAAACGAAGAAGCACUCUCAUACUUCUGACGGAAUAUAUGUCGAUACUAACGGAUCUCCUCAAACUGAGAUAAGCCAUGUAGAUCAUCGACCAAGAACCCAUCCUUCAACUUUUAAUGAACCUUCUUCAUCUUCUUCUUCGCCGGUAAGAAAACAGAAACUGAAACGUUCUGACAAUAUUGAAAGCCCACGCAAAAGUAGUGCAAAACCUAAUGGAAAUGAAUUGACGAUACAACCAAUAACAUUAGCUAUAGGCUUGGUCGAAAGUGAUGAUGCGACCAGCGAACAAAAUGUUAUUAAGACUCAACCCAGUGCUAAAUCUAAAAAGUCAGAUGAUAUUAUUAAUAACAAAGAUUUGGUAGAUAAUUAUGUAGAAGAACAAGUAAGAAGGACAAGUGGAAAGACAAACAGUCACAUUUUGUCGGAUGUUGAAAACUCACCUUUGCAUUUAUCAAAAGGUUCUACCUCAUCUGUUAUUGAAAAUGUACGCAAUGAAAUAGCACAAAUACAAUCUGCCAUUCAAGGAGUUAAAAAAGAAAUGGAAGAAAUGCAAAAAACGAAAUCAAUAGCAAAUACACCGUCACACAAAAAUUCUACGCGACCAGCAUCGGCAAAUUCAAAUAAGACAUUUAUUUAUGAGCCAGGCGAAGCUGAGGUUGAUGGAGGUUAUGAACGUCACAUAAUCAAACCAGGACAAACACUUGAAAUAAAUGCAUCACCACAAAAAGCUCGUCCAGCAACUGCAAAAUCUGUUUUAAAACCAGAAAGUCCUUUCCAACGAAUCGUAACGCCUACACCAGAUGAUGUAAUUACAGAUGAUCAAUUGUCUAGCUCGCCUUAUGAUCCAAUCAUUGAAAUGCCGAUGGAAAUUCACGAGGAAGAAACAGAGGAAAUUUCAGAAAAUAUUCCUACAGAAAUUGAGGAAGAUGAAAGAAGCAUAAUUGACCCAAUGGUCAUGAUUCGUUCUGAUUCAACUAUGACGAUUAGUCGAGAAAAUAUCAACGAGGAAUACGAGGUUGAGGAGGAAGAAACUGCAGCUGAGCAGGAUAGUGAAUAUGCAGAAGUAACUCCAUCACCAUUACCACGUGAAGUUUUUAUAAAAUCACAUAGGACUCCAAUCAAAGCGAACCGUCCUGCUGUGUUAAAACGAAGUCAUAAAUCUACACCAGUAAAAAAUCCAAUGCCGAAUUUAAAUCAAAUGCCAUCGGUCGUUAUUAGGGCACCAAAAUCAAAUGCACUAUUCCCACCAUCAUUAAGAAGAUUUGAUAGACCGAAAGACGCAAUGAACACAACAAUGCAUCAAUUAGAGAGCUCAAAUUGGGAGGAUGUAAUGGAAGGAUUAAAGAAUUUUGUUCGACUUAUAAGACACCAUCCAGAAUAUGUCGAUUCACAAAUUCACUUGUUUACGCUUGCAAUUGGAAAGCAAGUAAAAAAUCUAAGAUCUCAAGUGUCACGUGCAGGUUGUUCAGCUGCUGGAGAAUUUUUUAUAACACAUGCAAAAGUUUUGGAUGCUGAUGCUGAGGAAUUAGCUGCGUCCCUUUUAAAUCGUACUGCCGACACUAACAAAUUCUUAAGAGCUGAUGCAACAAGAGCUCUCGAAUCUAUGUGUGAUGCAUUACACCCCAGUAAAUGCAUAUUAAUAUUAUCAUAUCGUGGAGCGUCACAUCAAAAUGCUGCUGUUCGAUGCACAACUGCAAAAUUAUUGAAUGAACUCGUAUUCCGGAUUGGCUGUGAUAAAGUAUUUAAUAUGCAUAAAGAAAUACGUGAUCGAUUAAUAUUGACAGGAGCAAAUUUGUUAAUGGAAGGAAGUUUAGAAACGAGGAAUCAUACCAAAGAACUCUUCAAGCAGCUUUCGAUACACUCUCAAUAUCAAAAACUAUUACUAGAUAUCAUACCGUCAAAUGUUUAUAGAAACAUUGAAAAAGCAUUAAAAAGUAUAAGAUAAGCUUUUAAACUAUUUUAGGAGUUAGAUAUUAGUUCAGUAGAGACGGCAUUGGUUUUAUGAGAU
This is a messenger RNA of Chironomus riparius, 3240 nucleotides long. The record is from the annotation of a GenBank genome assembly. Lineage: Eukaryota; Metazoa; Arthropoda; Insecta; Diptera; Chironomidae.